AUGGACCAAUUGUCGGACACAAUUGAAUUUAAUAAAAAUCUAGCGCUUUUGAGAAAUCAGAUGGCUGGAUACAAUGCCAGGCUAAACCAGUUGAGGACAGAGUCGAGACAGCCACUUUCAGCUUACAAGCCUAACCCAAACUGAACCAGCGAAUACAUAGGAAUCCACGCCUCAUAUUCAAUUGACUACUUUCCAAAGAAGCGAGGCAGGAAACCAAAAGAUGUGGAUUUGACAGAAACUGUGAAUAAUAAUGGAGGAAUUACAUUCACCUGCAAAAGCUGCAAGCGUGUGCUUGAGAUCAAAAAGAAAUACGCUAAAGAGCAAUGUCAGACUUGCUAUAAAAAGAACAAGAAAAUCGAUCAAGAUCAAAAAUAUGUAUAUUCUUAA
Messenger RNA from Blepharisma stoltei, 387 nucleotides. NCBI's taxonomy places the organism in Eukaryota, Ciliophora, Heterotrichea, Heterotrichida, Blepharismidae. The record is from the annotation of a GenBank genome assembly.